Messenger RNA from Thrips palmi, 3131 nucleotides. It is a transcript of the gene Rlip, whose product is annotated as ralA-binding protein 1. Bases 309 to 2336 code for a protein of 675 amino acids. Gene Ontology annotation, molecular function: GTPase activator activity; small GTPase binding. The record is from RefSeq and is a predicted model, not a curated record. Gene Ontology annotation, biological process: small GTPase-mediated signal transduction. The transcript is spliced from 11 exons. NCBI's taxonomy places the organism in Eukaryota, Metazoa, Arthropoda, Insecta, Thysanoptera, Thripidae.
AAGGGGGCGGGGGCAGCAGAAGGGAGGGUGGCUGCAGUGCAACAGCAACAGCAGCAUCGCAGUGCACUGCAUGAAGUUAUUUUCCCUGUCCAGCCGGUCUCCAAGGUUGUCAUCCACUGCGAGCGGCUUUUCGGCCUGUUCCUCGAGUCCCGCGACGGCCCACUCCCGGUGGAGUCGCGCUGUCAAAGCCCUAGGCCUGAGCGCGGGGACGUAUGUGAGAUGUGAGUGAAGGCGCCGUACUCCCCGUCGCUGUCGCUGCGCCUGCACCCCUUUCCAGCUCCCCCGAUCCCGAUUUCACCGCCAGCGCCAUGGACUUCGAGAGCCCCGACGUGGAGAGGGAGUUCCCUGGCCUCUACCUGUCCGAGUCGGGCUCCGGGAAGCGGAGCCAAGACAGUGACUUCAGCGACGACGCUCAUGAACGGUCCACCAAGAAGGAUCUGCUCAUUGGCAAGAGGAAGGACAAGAAGGAGUCGAAGAAGGACCUGGGCUACGCCGCUCUUGAAGGAGAGAGCUCUCCGGAGGAGGAUGUGGACGUUAAGAGUCCGUGCAAGUCAAAAAAGUCUAAAUCAUUUAAAUUUCCUACGAUCAAAGAAAAGAGAGAGAAAUCAAGAGAGAAAGACGUGAAGGAAAAGGAUAAAGACAAGGAGAAGGAAAAGGACAAAGAUGUGGAUCGUGAUAAGGAGAAGAAGAAGGAGUCCAAGUCUAAACUUAAAUUGAAGGACAAGAAAAAGUUGAAGGCUGGGGAUGAUUCCACUGAGUCUGUGGAGGAUAUGCCUGUCUUUGGAGUGCCGAUUUCUGUUGCUACGGAGAGGAGCCACUGUCAUGAUGGAGUAGAAAUUCCAGUUCUAGUUCGUGAUUGCAUUGACCAUGUUCAAGAGUGCGGCUUAGGGGUGGAUGGUAUUUAUAAAGUUGCUGGUGUAAAGUCGAAAGUUCAAAACCUCCGUAGGAGCUAUAAUAAGCGAGAAAUGGUGAAGCUUGGGGAUUAUGAUAUACCAACAGUCACCAGCCUGCUCAAAACAUUCCUACGAGAACUUCCUGAGCCACUUUUAACAACUGAUCUCACUCCUCGAUUUGAGGAUGUAGCCACUAUCAAGGAGUUUGCGGUUCGGGAACAUGAGUUGUCUUCUUUAAUAGCCCAACUCCCUUUGUGUAAUCGAACUUGCAUCUCUUGGAUCAUAAGGCAUCUUGAAAAUGUUGCUGCUAAUGAAUGCCAAAAUAAGAUGGGGAUUUCUGCUUUGGGAACUGUGCUUGGUCCAGUUCUUCAAACAACCCCUAGGCUUGUAUCUGUUCUAGUUAUUCAUAGCAGUGCACUUUUUGCUAAUGUUAAAUUAGUCAGGUAUGUACCCCCACUAAGCGCAAGUUGUACAUCUUUGCCAAGUUCCCGAGAAGCUAUUGCUGCUGAGCUUGUCAAGCAAGAAUCCUUACUGAACCAGAUACAUGCAGAAAUGAAUAGUGGAUGCACAAUUCGUUCCGACCAAUUGUGGGAAGUUCAACGUUUCAUAACACUCCUCAAACGCAAACUUCGUAGUUUAGAGAAAGCUCAGGAUGCCACUAACCAAGCAGCAGACAAGGCACCUAUUAAAUCUAACCAGCAGUCUGCUGGCCCGUCCACCUCUACAGCCAAAGCAGCUUCUGUUAGUCCAUCUGUUGAUAAAAUUGACUUUGCGCUGCAGGUGGCAUCUGAAGAAAGCUGUGGAAAAAGUGGAAGUGGAAGUGGAAAUGGAAGUGGAAAUGAUGCUGCUGAUGUGGCUGUAAAAGAAGACCCCACAGAAGCAGAACGUAAGUCAACACCUAAAGAUGAAGCAGAUGGGGUCAUCUCCAAUGAGCAUGUUGCCACAGUCACAUCUGCAGCACAUGAACAGCCGUCACAAGAAGCCACAACCGUUCUUGCGCCUCCUCCAACAUCAGAACAAACUGAUAAUGGAUCUAGUCCAGAGUCAGAAGAGAAAAGUACCACACUUCUUCAGAUAGAACAUGCAGAGCUUUUAAAAUUGCAAAAUUAUCUUGUUCUCCGAAUAACUCAAGAACUAGAAGAGAUUGAAGCUUUGCAGGGAGAAAUUAAAACAGCAAGAAUUAUCAAGUCUGAGCUGUCUGGAAGCAAUUCUAAACAACCAAAUAGUGAUGCAAGAGUGCCCCUAGAAGUCACUGAAAUUUCUACAGAUGAGGCAAAUACUGAAAGUGAGAAAUUUAAGAAAGAGACCAAUGACCUCAGUGAACAAGUUGCUCAGUCAAUGCAGGACAGAAUGAAUCUCGUACGGCAAAUUAUGCUUGAGCGAGAAGCCUGCAUUAGGCUCAGAACGCAAUUACGAAUUAACCAAGACACUGAGACAAAAUAACUAGGUUACAUUUUAUAUUUGACAAUGUGUGCAUCAAUUUUGAUUAUGUUGCAUUUAGGAUAAAUCUAUCUUGUCUUAAUCUUCUACCACUCUUUUAUGCUGAUUCCCUUAGCUUCUUUCCGUGCCUUAGUAGAAGAAAGGAACAAAAAAUUGCUGAAACAAUUUUUCUAUCUUAUGUAUGAUGAAGUGCCAUUGUCUAUUAGUUUUAGCAACUGACUAGCCAAAUAUCAUCCAUUUGACGGAAUUCUUGUUUUAACCUCCUGUGAUACAAGUGCUGUCCCUGAGAAUGAAGUAUCCUAUGACUUUUCUGUGAUGGGUGCAAAUAUUACUUUGAAAUGGUACUUAUUGCCGAGCCUCAGUAUUUAAAUGCUAUUGCCUCCUCCCAUCUUUUUUUAAAGCAAAUUUUUUCAAUGAGAAAAAGAAGUGGUACUUACAGUAAUCACUUAGGACUGUACUAUUACUUAUUAUCAUAUAAUUUAUGCUCUAGGAAAUUGUUUAGUUUUGGAACUAUUUGUAUGGCCUCCCUUGGACUACAUUGUGCAUAUUACCUGUGUCAAUUUGAUUUGACGUAAUGUGAAGUCUUUGCGCUCAUUUAUGUACUACUAUCAUUUUAAUGUUUUGAUAUUUUAUUUUUUACCAGUUGAAGAACCAGUUUUAGUGACAAUAUUCAAAGAAAGUAAAGUAGGAACAUAUUUUCACAUUUGUUUUUAAUUGAUCAAUCACAUUUGUUUAGCAAGUAUUAAAAAUGAUCUGACACACUGAAAAUCUUAGUUAAAAUAAAACUGUUUAAAACUA